This is a messenger RNA of Saprolegnia diclina VS20, 957 nucleotides long. RefSeq lists its product as hypothetical. Lineage: Eukaryota; Oomycota; Saprolegniomycetes; Saprolegniales; Saprolegniaceae. The record is from RefSeq and is a predicted model, not a curated record. The coding region runs from base 1 to 957 and encodes 318 amino acids. Gene Ontology annotation, molecular function: protein binding. The transcript has 9 exons.
AUGUUCGACACGCGACCGGCACUGCUGUCGGCCGUGCUGGCGGGCGCCACCGAGAUCGUCUCGAUGCUCUUGGCGUCGUUUGGUGAUGUGAUUGAUGUGAACGCCAUCUCCAACGUCACGGAAGUGCUGCAAUGGCCGCUCAUGGAAGCGACUAUGGAAGGGCACAAGGAGAUUGCGCUGCGCUUGCUCGAUCACCCUUGCAUCGACAUCAACCUCAUGACUCACCAUGGUUCGACAGUCCUCCUGAGUGCGUGCUGGUUUGAUUGUCUACCUGUCGUCGAGCGAUUGCUGGCGAUGCCAGGCGUCGUCACAAGCAUCGUGACCAAGUCGGGUCGCACGCCCUUUACGUGCGCCUGCUGCGGAGACCACGUGACCAUUGUCCGCGUGCUGUUGGACCAGAACGCUAUCCCUGACCUCAACGUCCAAGACCAUGCCGGUAUGUCGGGCUUUAUGUGGCUCUGCGUCCACAACCAAGUCGACCUCGUCGACGAGCUCAAGGACAAAGUUGAUCUUAACCUCCGUUGCACCAAAGGGUUGACAGCCCUCGACUACCUCAGUCGCCAUCUCUCGCAUGGUGCGAACGACAACGCGACGCUUGUAAAUCUGACGGAGAGCAUUCUUGCUCUUGGUGGCACAUUUGGCACCCGAGCUCAGUCCAUAAUCAGUCGUCGAACGUGUCCAGCCGACGAGGUCAACCUGGCUGAACUCGCCUUUUACAUGCGCUUUGAUGCUCUCGAACAAGCCAUUCGCAACGGCGCGUUCGCGGGCGACGUCAACCGCCUCUACAAGCAACUUACUGCUCUGCACAUCCUCAGCACAGGAUUUGGCGUCACACCAGAGGAUACGUCUCUGGAGUACGAGCCGCGUGUGGACCUCAUCGAGUGUCUUCUGACGCAAUAUCCGUCCAUCAACCUCGAGAUCACACAAACCGUAUCUUCCGUUCUCCAUUCCAACUGA